AUGGGAAUCGAGGCCGGGGAGUCCUCUGGUGCCGGACGUCCCGAGACGAGCAGUGGUAGAGAAGAUGCCGGUCUAGCUACCACCCCAACCAGUACCUCCAACUCCCUACGCCAGCGGUUCUCACUGGCGGCUCAUCCGGAGAUUAUGAGAGCGGCGCAGAAGGAUGACCAGCGAGACCUGUUCAAGGUCGUAUCUAUCAAGAGAAAGAAUCAGCACAAUUUAUCGCUAUUUUCCAGCCAAUGGUUGUUUUCAAGGGUGGAUUGA
Molecule: messenger RNA, 264 nt
Organism: Lactuca virosa
Lineage: Eukaryota; Viridiplantae; Streptophyta; Magnoliopsida; Asterales; Asteraceae
Source: the annotation of a GenBank genome assembly